CUGCCGCUCUCUCGCGGGCUCAUUUUCACUGCCAGAGGGCUGGCGACAGGAGCGUUGCAACCAGAUCUCUAACUGGGCUCAGAGUUUUCCAGCUAAUGGCCUCUGCUUUCUCUUUGCCUGAGUUUUUUCAGCUUCUGUUUUGCCAGAUCUGCUUUUCUUUGGUGCGGCUAGGGAGAGGGCCAGCCUGAUUUGUGAGCCACAAAGAGAAAAAGUGAGCUCUUUGGGGAUUUUUCGGUAGUGAAAACAUCUGGCAGAGCUUUAACAUGUUGCUGUGAAGUGCACUGCUAAGGGACCAGCCGGCACUGAGGAGUAGGAGGAGGAACAGCCACCCAGCAGCUCUGCUUUCAGACCUCUGCACUCUUUGCAUAUGACAAUUGCUUUUUAACUCCAGCCGGCCGGGGCAGGAUGAGCACCAGCAGCCCCUCCUGGGACCAAGCUGUCCUCCAGCCUCCUGCCUGCUAUGCCUGGAAGGAGUACAUGGAGGGAGCGGCCUACCAUCUGGCCAGCUGUAUCGUCCUCCUAGGCUACAUGGGUGGCAGCGGCAUCUUUGGGUCCAUCUACAUUUUUGGCCUCCUGGCCCCGGGCUACUUCUGCUAUGCUCUGUGGGGCUGGCUGAGCACCUGUGGCCUUGACAUCUUAGUCUGGAAUGUGCUGCUUGUCCUCACCUGCGUGCUGCAGCUGGCUCACCUGGCUUACCGACUCCGCAGAGACACCGUCCCCGAAGAGUUUGAGCUUCUCUACAAGGCCAUGUACCUGCCCUUGCAGGUGCCCCUGGAAGUCUACAGAGAAAUUGUGAAGUGCUGUGAAGAGCAAGUGCAAUCAUUAGUCCGAGACCAGAAUUACGCAGUGGAGGGCAAGACGCCCAUCGACCGGCUCUCCUUGCUGCUGUCUGGCAGGGUCCGUGUGAGCCAGGAUGGGCAGUUCCUCCACUACAUCUUUCCAUACCAGUUCCUGGACUCUCCAGAAUGGGAGUCACUACGGCCUUCCGAGGAAGGAACGUUCCAGGUCACACUGACAGCUGAAACUGACUGCAGCUACAUCACCUGGCCAAGGCGGCGGCUGUACCUCCUCCUGAGGAAGGACCGCUACAUUGCCCGCCUCUUCUCCUCCCACUUGGGCUAUGACAUCUCAGAGAAGCUCUACUCCCUCAAUGAGAAGCUCUUCGCCAAGUUUGGUCUCCGCUUUGACAUCCGCUUGCCCAGCCUCUACCAUGUCCUGGGCCCGGCCUCCUCAGAGGGGGAGCUGGAGGAGGCCGAGGAGCUGCCGCGCUCACCACAGCCUGAACAUGGGCUGGACGGGGCCUUGGAACCCCCUCCACAGCCUCCGCCACCACCACCUCCUGCUUCACGCCCUCGGUCCUCCCGGGCUGAGAGCGACCUGCUGGCCUCUGAGAACCUGCGGAGCCACCUUCCUGCUCCCUGCAAAGGACGAGCUCCCCUGGCUCCCACACAGACCCCUGAGCUCUAGGGAACAGCAGGCUGUUUGGAUCCCAAGCCCCACCUGGGGGGCGUGUGUACUCACACACCUUUCUGACCAGAUGGACACUCUGUAGAACGCACCAAAAUGUCUGCCUGCAUGGACACGAACACUCAGGAGCACAUUGAAGCACACGCGUGGGACUGCAGUGACCCUCCAGCACCUCCCACUCCACAAUGUUUGCUUCAACCUGCUGGCC
Molecule: messenger RNA, 1675 nt
Organism: Lagopus leucura (white-tailed ptarmigan)
Lineage: Eukaryota; Metazoa; Chordata; Aves; Galliformes; Phasianidae
Gene: POPDC2
Product: popeye domain containing 2
Exons: 4
Coding region: 406-1467 (353 amino acids)
Cellular component (GO): sarcolemma
Molecular function (GO): cAMP binding
Source: RefSeq, a predicted model, not a curated record